Owenia fusiformis is the source of this 3608-nucleotide messenger RNA. NCBI's taxonomy places the organism in Eukaryota, Metazoa, Annelida, Polychaeta, Sabellida, Oweniidae. The record is from the annotation of a GenBank genome assembly.
GUAAAACGAAAACUGGUCAAUAAAGUGGAAUGCCAAAAAUUUCUACACAUUUUACUAUUUUCCUUCUAAGUAGGACCACUGAUCUACAAAUUUAAGCUUCCUAGUUGCAGACGUAACUACAGAGAAUAUAACUGAUGUGCUGAGAGGACCUCAAAACUAGACCUUCUCCUGUUUGAGCAAUCACAAUGGCGGGAAAAGUGAAGGGAUUAGAAACAUGGUGCCGCAAGCAGACGACAGGGUACAAAGAUGUCCACAUCACCAAUAUGACAUCCUCGUGGAGGGAUGGACUUGCGUUCUGUGCCCUUAUACAUAAAUAUAGACCUGAUCUCAUAGACUUUGACAGCCUUUCUAAAGGGAAUGUAUUGGAAAAUAAUCAGCUGGCAUUCAAGGUAGCCAAUGAGCAGUUGAACAUCCCUGCUUUAUUAGAUGCUGAAGACAUGGUUCGCCUGAAGACCCCUGACAGACUUAGUAUUGUGACUUAUGUCUCACAAUAUUACAACUGCUUUAAAGACAAGAAGCCAGAAGGGGGACCUCUGAUAAAGAAGAAGUUUGGAAAUGAGUCAGCUGUAAAGAAACAGGUGUCGGCAGCCCCUGCCCCUGGUAGCAAACGACCCCCGGGGCCAGCGGGACAGGCAAGACCAGCAGCCAAGCGGAGCACUCUUGGAGACACUUGCGCCAUCUGUAAAACCAAGGUGUAUCUCAUUGAACGCCACAUAUUGGCCAAUACGCUAUACCAUCGUAGCUGCUUCAGAGACUUCCAAUCAGGAAAACCUCCACAGGCUCCUAAAGCACAACCCCUAAGAGAGCCCCAGAAACCCAAGGAGUCCCCAAAAGAGCCCCUGAAACCUGUAGCAAGGAACCUUGCCAACUCAAAUGACAGUUUAAACUCUGAUACACGUGCUAAAGCCAAAUCUAAAUUUUACACAUCAGAGGAUAGUUCUACAGAGAGUCUAACAAAGAUUGAUAAAUCAUUGAAAUCCAGGUCUAAGUUUUAUUCUGAAGAUGUUUCAAAAUCAACUGAAAAUGUGACUCAAUCUCAUAGCUCUACCCCAGCUAAAAGAGAUAAUAAUCUGAAAGCAAAAUUCUUCGCCAGUGCAGAAACUCUUUCAUCCAAUGCAACAUUAAACGAGAAAAAAUCUCAAGAGAGUUUACACAAAUUGGACACAGUAAAAACAAAACCUCAUGAACAUGAAGUAAAAUUAGCUGUUAAAGAAACAGCACGUAAAGAUAGUAAGAAAGUUGAUAAGCCUAUUCCCUCCCCAAGAACCAAAUCUCCAGUACAAGUUGAAACAAAUAAAUCCAGCGAUGAUAUCUGGCAAGUCAUGCCUAAUGAUAAGAAAGACCCUGUUAAGGAUGUUAAUGACAAGGUAGACAUCCCCCAAAAAGCACCAAGACCCGAAACUCGUCCUAAAAGCGUGGUCACAUUGAGGCCUAAGUUACCUGAUUUUAAUGACAAGAAAGAGCAUGAUGUAAUUCCUCAUGACAAAACAGAUCCCUCUCAAAAAGCUCAAAAACCAGAAACACGACCAAAGAGUGUAACAUCAAGGCCUAAAUUACCAGACAUUGUACAAAAACCAGACAAAGUAACUAGAGCUACAUCGGAAAUCAUUUCAACAGAAAGUAAAAAGGUUCAAGAAAUAAAUGUCAAAGAAAAUACUAAAAUAGAAGAAACCAAAGAUAAUCUGAAAAAUGAACCAGAAAGUAAGAAGACAACAGAUCUAAUAAAAGAGAAACCCAAAGAAGCAAUUCCAGAAGAAAAGGCAUCAUAUGAUGAUGACCUUAACCCAUUUGGAUCAGAUUCAGAUGAUGAUCUAACUGAAGCGAUUAAUAGUAACACUCCCUAUGUUAAGUUAGAAGUUAAAGAAAAUGAUUUGGAGCUGUCAAAGUUUAAUGAGAACAUUAAAGAUACUGAGGAGAAAGUGCCUGAGAGUAUUAAAGAAGUUGUCGAUAUUGCUGAGAAAACUGCAGUAGAAGUCACUCCUAAAGAUAGCAUUAUAAAAGACAAUGACACUGAAAACAUUCCAAAAGAAAUUAAAACAAAACCAGCAGAAAAUGAACACAAUAUUCCAACAGUUGAAACUGAAGCUAAAGUAGAUACUAGUGAAGACAUAUCUUCAACAAAUGUGGUGCAGCCAAGUGCUGCAGAGCCAGAAACAACUGUGGUGCCAAAAACAGUGGUGCCACCAAAAACUGUGAUGCUGUCGACAUCUCAGUCUGACAUUGAAGAGGAUACAGAAUCUGAAUUCCCAUCUGACACCAAGUCAGAAUUGGAAAAACUAAAUGAAAUGAGAAAAGCUUCAAAGCUUGCUGAAAGUCCUAGGAUUGAAUCUGAUGAAGAACAAGACAAUACUGAUCCUCCUAAAGCUGAAGAAAAAAGCAAAUCCCCUCCUGUGGCUACCGUAGCCCCUAUGACCAAACCUGGUUCCCCUAAGCCCAAACCACGUCAAAAGAAAGUCCAAAAGGGUGAUCUCUCACCCCCUCCACAAAGUGGUGGUAAUUUUAUUGAUGUUGAUCAAUUGAAGCAAAGCAUUGAUCCAUUUGCCAGUGAUGAUGAAAUGGAUGUCCAUCAACAGCAAACCAAACACUAUGACACUUCAUUGAACCCAUUUGACUGUAGUGAGGAUGACCUGCAUAUAGAAAUAACACCUGAAAUGGAACAAGAGGCCAAAGAUCACAUUGAAAACAAUGUUAUCCCUGAGGGGAAUGGUGAUAGUUAUGAUGACUCGCUUAACCCAUUUGGAGAUGAUGACGAUGAAGACUAUGAUAAUUCUAUGAAUCCAUUUGCUGGUGAACCUGAUGAUAAUUCGCUUAAAAAGAAGAAAAAGAGAGCGCCUUUACCCCCUACUUCUAGUACACCAAUGAAAUCAAAGCGUUCUGCACCCACACCCCCUAGGCCAGUAGAUGGCCCUAAGAAGUCACCCCCUAUAAGACCAUCCAGGCCCCCCAGUCUGACUCCCAAGAAGGAAGGUGAAGUUAAUAGGAGAAAGAAGAGUCCUGCCCCUCCCAGGCCACCUCCACCUAAGAGAGAGGUUGCAGCUGAAGAAAAGGUUUCCAUAGAGGAAAUUGAGAAGGAACUACAUGAGCUCGAUGAAAGACAGACACAUCUUGAAAAUAAAGGUCGUGAACUGGAGGAUAAGUUAAGACAAGCCAAUCAGGAGCAAGAAGAGGAGUUGAUGAUCGAGUGGUUUGUUCUGGUGAAUGAAAAGAACGACUGCAUACGGGCUGAAUCUGAACUCAUGUAUCAGCAGAAACAGCAAGACCUGGAGACAAAGCAUGAAGAUAUUGAGUUUGAACUGAGAACUAUUAUGAUGAAGCCAGAUCACACAAGAACUGAUAAAGAUCGUGCUAGGGAGGCUGAGUUAAUGGAGAAACUGGUAGAGAUUGUUGAGAAACGUAAUAGCAUUGUGGAGAGCAUGGAUGAGGACAGAAUCAGAUUCCAAGAGGCAGAUGAAGCUAUUCACAAAAUGAUGUCCACCAAAGGUGCCACUGAGAGUUCUGAGCUGGGCAUCGUCGUCGUGAACCCUGAGAAAAUUCCCAAGAAAGAGAAGAAGGAAAAGAAAAAUCCGUUCUCUUGUAUACCAUUGUGUGGAUCUACAAAAGAGGAGUAG